UCCAGUUGGACCCAGCCUGCUACAUUAUAAAGUGAUGUAAACUUUCGUCCCAAAGGCCUGCGGUUGUUGUUUUGGUAUUUGCCCUAGUUCAGGUCUUUGCCUUCACUGUGCAGGUCACCGUCUGACAGGAAAAACUUUCCGGCCUGUAUUGAGGAGUAGGAGUGUGCUUUGGACUGCUUUCUGCUGAGAGUUUAAUCAGAAAGAUCAGCUCUCCCUUUGUGUGAAUAUCACAAUGGCGCCUGCUGUUGGAGGUCCUGUGGGAUACACUCCCCCAGAAGGAGGCUGGGGUUGGGCGGUGGUAGUUGGUGCCUUCAUAUCUAUUGGUUUCUCCUAUGCCUUCCCAAAGUCCAUCACUGUGUUCUUCAAAGAGAUUGAAGUGAUCUUCAAUGCCACAAGUAGCCAAGUGUCCUGGAUCUCCUCCAUCAUGCUAGCUGUCAUGUAUGCAGGAGGUCCAAUCAGCAGUAUCCUGGUAAAUAAGUAUGGCAGUCGACCAAUCAUGAUAGUGGGUGGCUGUCUUUCAGGAGUUGGACUCAUUGCUGCCUCUUUCUGCAACACAGUGGAAGGCUUGUAUUUCUGUGUGGGUGUGGUAGGAGGUCUCGGCCUUGCAUUCAAUCUCAACCCAGCCCUUACUAUGAUUGGCAAAUACUUUUACAAGCGGAGGCCCAUUGCUAACGGAAUUGCCAUGGCUGGCAGCCCAGUGUUUCUAUCCACUUUAGCUCCUUUGAACAGCUGGUUUUAUGACCAGUUUGGCUGGAGGGGAAGCUUCCUUAUCCUGGGUGGGCUUCUGUUCAACUGCUGUGUAGCUGGAUCUCUCAUGAGGCCCAUUGGGCCAAAGCCCAAGCCUGCUGUGAAGAGUUCUGUCACUUCAACGGAGAGGAAAACAGUGAUGGAGAUGGUCAACAGUUUUAUUGAUCUGUCCCUCUUCAAACACCGUGGCUUUCUCCUGUACCUAUUGGGCAACAUGGUCAUGUUCUUUGGCCUUUUCACCCCACUUGUCUUUCUCAGCAAUUAUGCCAAGAGUAAACAUAUUUCAAAAGAGAAAGCUGCUUUUUUGCUCUCAGUUUUGGCUUUUGUGGACAUGGUAGCACGACCCUCCAUGGGAACCGUGGCUAACACCAAAUGGGUGAGGCCUAGGGUGCAAUAUUUCUUUGCAGCUUCUGUUAUGUUAAACGGUGUGUGCCACCUGCUUGCACCUCUGUCAGUGGACUAUUUAGGGUUUGUGAUCUAUGCCAUUUUUUUUGGCUUUGCAUUCGGGUGGCUGAGUGCUGUGCUGUUUGAGACUCUGAUGGAUCUGGUUGGAGCAGUACGCUUCUCCAGUGCUGUGGGGCUGGUGACCAUUGUGGAGUGCGGGCCAGUGUUACUUAGUCCUCCCUUGUUGGGAAAGUUUAAUGACAUCUACCAUGACUACAAGUACACUUACAUGGGCUGUGGAAUAAUCCUGUUGGUUGGAAGCGUGUUCCUCUUUGUCGGCAUGGGCAUCAACUACAGGUUGCUGGAUAAGGAAGCAAAGGAGGAAGCUAAAAGAGCCCAGCUAAGAGCAAAGGAAGAUGAAACCACCAUGGACAUUGCAGACAAGGACUCUGGCAAUGAGGCAGCUGCAUCACUGCGAGUUGGGGAUCAUUCCAAAACUGCAGAAGAUGCUGUGUGAAGUCAUCUACACUCUUAAAAAUGAAGGUUCUUUGGGGGUUCUUUAGCAAACAAAAUGGUUCUAUAUAGAUG
Molecule: messenger RNA, 1719 nt
Organism: Colossoma macropomum (tambaqui)
Lineage: Eukaryota; Metazoa; Chordata; Actinopteri; Characiformes; Serrasalmidae
Gene: slc16a1a
Product: solute carrier family 16 member 1a
Biological process (GO): monocarboxylic acid transport; transmembrane transport
Cellular component (GO): membrane
Molecular function (GO): monocarboxylic acid transmembrane transporter activity
Source: RefSeq, a predicted model, not a curated record